Molecule: messenger RNA, 4830 nt
Organism: Effrenium voratum
Lineage: Eukaryota; Dinophyceae; Suessiales; Symbiodiniaceae
Source: the annotation of a GenBank genome assembly
AUGUUCGUACCCUCCAUGCCCUCGAUCGCCGACGAUUUCGGCGCCCCCUAUCCGACGGUGCAACUCGGACUGUCGCUCUACCUGAUCUUCAUGGCGCUGCUGCAACUCGUCGCCGGCCCGGUUUCCGACCGGAUCGGCCGGCGCCCCGUCCUGAUCGCCGGCAUGACGGUCUUCAUCAUCGGCUCGGUCGUUUGCAUGCUGGCGCCCAAUGUCGAGGUCUUCCUGUUCGGCCGCGUCGUCCAGACGGCCAGCGCCGUCGGGCUGGUGCUUUCAAGGACCAUCAUCCGCGACAUCUAUCCGCGCGAGAAAUCGGCGUCGAUGAUCGGCUAUGUCGUCAUGGGAAUGGCGGUGGCCCCGAUGAUCGCGCCCGCCAUCGGCGGCCUUGCCGACGAAAUGGCCGGCUGGCGCGCCGCAUUCGUGCUGCUGACCCUGUUCGGCGCGGUCGCGCUUGCCGCAACCGUGAUCUUCCUGCCGGAGACGAACACAAGCGAGGGGCAAACCGCCCGCACGCAGAUCGCCACAUGGGGCGUGUUGGCCCGCAUGCCCGCUUUCUGGCUCUAUGCGAUGACCCCGACACUCGCAUCGAUGGUCUUUUUCGGUUUUCUGGGGGGCGGGCCGGCGGUUUCCGAUGCGUUUCUGGGCCAGACACCGUUCGAGUACGGGCUGUGGUUCUCGCUGUGCGCGCUUGGCUAUCUGAUCGGCAACUUCCUGUCGGGACGAUUUUCGCAGCUGCGCGGCAUCGAGGCGAUGAUCCGCGACGGCUCCUUCGUCACGCUGGGCAGCACGCUGACGCUGCUGGUCCUGUUCGCCCUGGGCCUGGACCACCCCGCGGCGCUGUUCAUCCCGAUCGCCUUGACCGGCAUCGGCAACGGGCUUGUGCUGCCGAACGCCACCGCCGCGGUCAUCAGCCUCAAACCGGAAGCCUCGGGCGCCGCAUCGGGCCUUCAGGGUGCCCUGCAGAUCGGCUGCGGAGCGAUCGCAUCGAUCAUCGGCGCCUACGCCGCGCGCGGCGGGGAGUCGCCCGUCGGGCUUGCCGUGGCGCUCACCGCGAUGGCACUGGUCGCCCUCGCGGUCGCCCUGAUCGCGAUCCGUUCGCCCAGCGACGCCGAUUCCAACGCCGCUCCAACGCCGGAAGCCGCAUAUCUGGUCGCGCCCGACCCCGAUGCCGACGGCCUGUCGGCGGAGGUCUCGGGUCAUGACCAGGACGGCAACCCGAUGACGACGCGGGUCGUCACCGAGCGCCCGCUGACGCUCUAUCUGAACCGGCAGGAAAUCGUCACCAUGAUGACGAUCGGUGAUCAUCCCGACCUCCUCGCGGUGGGCUAUCUGAUCAACCAGAACAUGCUGCGGCCCGACGACGAGAUCACCGCGAUCGACCAUGACGACGAUCUGGACGUGGUGGUCGUGCGCACGGCCCGCGCGACCGACUAUGAGUCGGUGCUGCAAAAGAAGGUGCGCACGUCCGGUUGCGCCCAGGGAACCGUGUUCGGCGACGUGAUGGAAGGGUUCGACGCAACGGCCCUGCCCGCCGGCGCCGUCCUGCGCACAUCGUGGCUGCACGGAUUGACGAAAACCAUCAACACCACGCCCAGCCUCUAUCUCGCGGCAGGGGCGAUCCAUGGAUGCGUGCUGUGCGAACGCGACCGGCCGCUGGUCUACAUGGAGGAUGUCGGCCGCCACAAUGCCGUCGACAAGAUCGCCGGCUGGAUGCGGCUCAACGGCGUGGCUGGCGCCGACAAGAUUUUCUACACGACCGGCCGGCUGACCUCGGAAAUGGUGAUCAAGACCGUCAUGAUGGGUAUUCCGGUCCUGGUAUCGCGGUCGGGUUUCACUGCUUGGGGCGUCGAACUGGCGCGGCAGGCCGGCCUCACCCUGAUCGGCCGCGCCCGCGGCAAGCGCUUCACGGUUCUUUCCGGCCAUGAACGGAUUGUCCGCGACAUGGACUGGUCGAAGGUGGCCGACGAGACGCCCGACAUGCGGCGCAAGGGCGCGGGCGAUUCAAGCCGCAUGGGCGGCACCGACAAGGCGCUGAUCGCGCUCGCCGGCAAGCUCCUGAUCGCCCAUGUCGCCGAACGCCUUGCGCCCCAGGUCGGCGCCAUGGCGGUCAACGCCAAUGGCGAUGCCGCGCGUUUCGACAGGCUGGGCCUGCCGGUCUUUGCCGACACGAUCGGCGGCCAUGCCGGCCCGCUCGCCGGCGUGCUCGCAGCCAUGCGCUUUGCCAGCGAUCGCGGUGCGGCAUUCACCCAUGUCGCCACGGCGGCGACCGACACGCCAUUCUUUCCAACCGAUCUGGUGACGCGUCUGGCGGCCGCCGCGACAACGCCCGACACGAUCGCAAUGGCGGCUUCCGACGGCAAUCGCCAUCCGGUAUUCGCGCUCUGGCCGACCGGCUUGGCCGGCGAUCUCGAGCGCUGGCUGGCCGGGACGGACACGUUCAAGGUGAUGGCGUGGGCAAAGCGUCACCGGUUCGCGCCGGUCGAAUUCGGGCCUGGGGCCCAUGGCACAAGCGGCGCUUGUGUGAUGGCUGACAGUCCGCCCCGCUUCGGUAUUGUCGGCUGGAAGAAUUCCGGCAAGACGACCAUGACCGCCAACCUGACACGCGAACUGAUCGAUCGUGGUCACCGGGUCGCGACCGUCAAGCGCGCGCACGGCGCCUUCGACAUCGACCGGCCCGGCACCGACAGCCACACCCAUCGCCAGGCCGGGGCGCAAGAGGUGGCGAUCGUGUCAUCCGCCCGCUGGGCGCUGAUACACGAGAACAGGCCGGACGAGGCCGAAGUGCCGCUCGACGAUAUCAUCGCACGGCUUUCGCCCUGCGACAUCGUUCUGGUCGAAGGCUUCAAGGGCGCGCCUCACCCCAAGAUCGAGCUGCGCGCGAACCAUGACAAAGCGCGCCCUGCCCUCGCCGACGCCGAUCCGGCGGUCGUCGCGGUCGCCUGCGACGACGCGCCGGGCGAUGUGGCGCCGGACGGAAAGCCGGUCUUCCGGCGCGACCAGACCGAAGCGAUCGCGACACUGGUCGAGCAGGUCUGCGGCCGGCAGACACUGAUCGACGACUGUUUCGUCAAUGACGGCCAGCGCAUGCGUCAUGACGAUGUGCUCUCCUUGCUGGCCAACCGCCUCGAACCGGUGACCGGCACGACGACGGUAUCGGUGGUCGGCGCGCAGGGCCGUAUCGUGGCCGUGCCGGUCACCGCACCGGGUCCGGUGCCGCGCAGCGACAAUGCCGCAGUCGAUGGUUACGCGUUCGCUCACGCCGCCUAUCUGAAAGGCCCGGACCGCCUGCCGGUUGCCGGACGGAUUGCCGCCGGCGCGACCGCGACCGGACCGGUGCCGCCGGGCCGUUGCGUGCGCAUCUUCACCGGCGCGCCGAUGCCAGCCGGCACCGACACCGUGGCGAUGCAGGAGGACUGCACCGUUCUUCAAGACGGUGCGAUCGCGGUGCCCGCUGGCCUGAAGGCCGGCGCGAACCGGCGCCGGGCAGGCGAGGACUUCAUGCCGGGCGAUCCCGUCGUCCGCGACGGCCAGACGCUGCGCCCGCAGGACCUGGCAGCGCUGGCCGCGACGGGGCACGGGACGGUCUCGGUUCGCAAAAGGUUGCGCAUUGCCAUCCUGUCGACCGGCGACGAAAUCGUACCUGCCGGUGCCGAGGCAGGUGCGGCGCAGGUUCAUGAUGCCAACCGGCCCAUGCUGCUGGCGCUUGCCGGCCAGGCCGCGACGACGGUCACCGACCUUGGUCAUGUCGGCGACGAUGCCGACGCGCUGCGCGAGACGCUGGCGACAGCGGCCGCAGAUCAUGACCUGAUCAUCACGUCCGGCGGCGCCUCGCUUGGCGACGAGGACCAUAUGCUCGCAGUGCUCGAUGAACUUGGAAAACGCCAUCUGUGGCAGAUCGCCAUCAAGCCGGGCCGGCCGAUGAUGUUCGGCCAGAUCGGCGAUACGGUCGUCCUCGGCCUUCCGGGCAAUCCGGUCGCCGUGCUCGUCUGCUUUCUGCUUUAUGCGCGCGCGGUGAUCGGCCAUCUGGCCGGCGCAUCGGUGACGCCGCCGGUCGCCUAUACGCUGCCUGCCGCCUUUGCCAUUGACCGGAAGAAGACGGGCCGCCGCGAAUUUCUUCGCGGCUGGACCGAAGCCGACCCGGAAACCGGCGUGCUGAACGCACACAAGUUCCCGCGUGACGGCUCCGGACUGGUCUCCGGCCUGCAGGCGGCGUACGGGCUGAUCGACCUGCCCGAACAUGUCGAUGCGGUUGCGCCGGGCGACCCGGUGCGCUUUAUCCCGUUUGCGGAGAUGGGGCUGAUGCCCGGCUGGCGGCCGCUGCCGGCCGACCGCUUCGGCGGCUAUGCGCCGCUCUCGGUCGCGCUUCAUUGGCUCAGCGUCCUGUUUGCCGCCGCACUCCUGCUCACGGCAUGGCUCGACCGACCCGAACUGCACGGUUUGGCGGGCCUUGUGGCGGCACCCUUCCUGCUGGUCCAUACGCUGCGACGCCUCAAACGGGGUUUUCCCCGCGCGCCGGACGAGCCGGCCAUCCUGUCCUUUGCUGCGCGUCUGGCGAUCAUCGCGAUGCUGCUGGCCAUGCUCGUCAUCGUCCUGUCGGGGCUCUCGAUCGUCUUGUCGUCAGACCGCAUCUCCGGCCUCGCCGGCUCCGACAUCGUCCUGCCAUGGGCGCCCGGACCGGCACUGACGGCGGCGGCCCAUGCGUGGCACGGAGCUGCCGCGCAGCUGUUCCUUGCCGCCGCAGGCCUGCAUCUUCUGGCAGCGCUCAGCUAUGGCGCCCGCCGCAUGCAUGCGGUGACGAGCCGCAUCGUGCGCCCGGUCCCGGGCGGGCGCUGA